AUGUCGAUCCGUCUUACCGCCAACUCUCUAUUAAAUAUAUUGAUAUAUCCCGCGCCCCAACAAAAGCUGACAAACACGGCAACAGAGCCACUAGAGGAAGAUCAUAACAAUGUCCUAUGUGAAAUCAACGCAGCACGAUUAUUAAGACUUGAUGAAGAAUUCAAACAGACAGAACAAGGUCCGAUAAAGGACG
Messenger RNA from Paraglomus brasilianum, 193 nucleotides. The record is from the annotation of a GenBank genome assembly. Lineage: Eukaryota; Fungi; Glomeromycota; Glomeromycetes; Paraglomerales; Paraglomeraceae.